AUGGAUUUGAAGGAGAGAAUAUUUUAUUUUCUGUCUUUUAUAAUUUCCCUUAUUAUUGGUCUUUUCUUUCCUUUAUCUGUUGAUUCACAAUGUAAUGGAAAUCUAGUAAUUAUCAAUUUUGGUGACUCCAAUUCUGAUACUGGUGGCUACGUUAUAAUACGUGGAAUGAUCGGACAGCUUCCGAAAAAACACACCAUCAAUCAUGAUUUAGCUGGUCGAAUGUGUGAUGGCAAAUUAGUCAUUGAUUUUCUAUAUACCAUUUACACUGGAUUUGUUGUUACUGUUGUCAGAGGCAAAGCCACACUUUGGUUAGGCAGUCAAUUGACCAUCUUUUGUCGGAAAAUUAUACUGCGCGAAAGUGUGAAAAAUGGUUAUUUAACUCCAUUUAUGGAGUCAAUGGGCAAAAACUUUACAAACGGAGUUAAUUUUGCUAUUGCUGGUUCUAAAACUCUUCCAGCCUCAGAUUCUUUUAAUUUAAAGAUCCAAAUUGCCCAGUUCCAUCGGUUUCGAUCUCUUUCUCUUGAGUUAUUUGACAAAGGUAAUGGAAAUUUGCUAGGAGAUGAAGAUUUAAGGAAUGCCCUCUACACAAUUGAUAUUGGACAAAAUGAUUUGGAUGGAGUGUUUGGUGGUCUCUCAUAUGAAAAAGCUAUCCUAAAAAUUCCUGAUUUUAUUUAUGAAAUUGAAAAUGCAAUAAAGGCAAUUUAUGAAGAAGGUGGAAAGAAUUUUUGGGUACAUAAUACAGGGCCAAUAGGGUGCUUGCCUAAAUCACUUACAACAUAUAACAAGUAUAAGGAUGAUUAUGAUGAGCAUGGUUGCCUAAGAUCUCUAAACGAAGGUGCAAAAAUAUUCAAUGACAAACUGUACCUUCUCUCCGAAAAACUAAGAGAUGAAUUGAAGAACACCACCAUUGUUUAUGUUGAUGUCUACUCCAUCAAAUAUGACCUCAUUGCCAAUUCUUCAAACUAUGGGUUUGUGAAUCCAUUGAUGGCAUGUUGUGGAUAUGGAGGGCCACCAUACAAUUUUGAAUCAAACAACAAAUGUGGGCAAGGAAAUUACACAAUAUGUGAGGAUAGAUCCAAGUACAUUAGCUGGGAUGGUGCUCAUUAUACAGAAGCAGCUAAUGCAGUUGUUGCCUCUAAAAUACUCUCAUCAAACUACUCUACACCUCCACUCAAGUUCAAUAGUUUUUGCAACAUUGCACCUUGAUAUGGGACUAAAUACUCUGGUCAAUCAGUGAGGUUGUAUGCAGUUUUGUUUGGCAAAUAAGUUUUUUCCAGAUUUUGUAUCAAAAACAAUAGUAUGCAAACCUAGCAAUUUCAAUGUCAAAAGAAGCUAUCUAAUCUAUCUCCCCAGUCUGGAAACUAGGAAAACUUCAAUACAAGAUCCUGUAGAAUUCAAAAUUUAUAUACAAACAAGCAGAUCAAUCAAAAAUGCAUGCUAUCAGGCUCUUGAGGCAUGAUUUUGUAUAGAUAACGCGUAGAACAAAGGAUAAAUAAGUUAAAGUUUUUAACAGCCUGACCCAAGAUAGGGGCAUGAACACAUGUACUUGUUGUCUAGAGGCAUAUACACCAAUAGACAACUAUAUCUCAAUCUUAAACUAGUUAAGAACUACAUGACUCUAUCAUAUGUUCUGCUCCAUUUGGAUCCAUUUUCACUCCAAUACUCAAUAGCUCAUUCCAAGAUGAUACUAACAAGAGAAACUUAACCAUUUAAGAAUAGCCAAAUAUAGGUAACAAGAUCAAGCUAAAGAUGACAAGCUGGAAUUGGUGUAAAACUCCAUAAAACCUACUUCAAAAAAGUUUUUGAAGUACAUAGCUUAUUCAGCUAAAAGAAUCUUCCCAUCCAUUUGGAUAAAGCAGUCCUCCCAAAACUAAAUUGGUAGGAAUAUCAAAAAAGACCAAAUGCCUAACCUAAAUUUCACGAGUCAAGGUAUCGCCAAAAAAAUCUUAAAGCACCCUUUCACUUUGAAGGUGUGAAAUUAAA
Messenger RNA from Nicotiana tabacum (common tobacco), 1983 nucleotides. NCBI's taxonomy places the organism in Eukaryota, Viridiplantae, Streptophyta, Magnoliopsida, Solanales, Solanaceae. The record is from RefSeq and is a predicted model, not a curated record.